This is a messenger RNA of Leucoraja erinaceus (little skate), 2285 nucleotides long. Its product is annotated as beta-arrestin-1-like. Gene Ontology annotation, molecular function: G protein-coupled receptor binding. NCBI's taxonomy places the organism in Eukaryota, Metazoa, Chordata, Chondrichthyes, Rajiformes, Rajidae. Bases 1 to 1209 code for a protein of 402 amino acids. Gene Ontology annotation, biological process: signal transduction; G protein-coupled receptor internalization. The record is from RefSeq and is a predicted model, not a curated record. The transcript has 12 exons. Gene Ontology annotation, cellular component: photoreceptor outer segment; photoreceptor inner segment.
AUGUUUUACAAUUUUUGCUCUUCAGCCUCUUUACAUAAUAUCACACCAGGAAGGAUGAGCAAUCCCGAGCCUCAGAAGAACCCCGCUCCCAGUGUGGUUGUCGCAAAAAUGAUGCCCCCACCUCCUGGCCCCAAAAACAUCGUCUUCAAGAAGACGACCCGUGAUAACGCGAUUGCAGUCUACUUGGGCAAGAGAGACUUUGUGGAUCACGUCAGCCAUACAGACCCAGUAGACGGUGUGCUUGUAUUGGACACAGGCUACAUAAAGGAUAGAAAAGUUUUUUGCAGACUGCUCUCAUCAUUCCGUUACGGACGGGAGGACAUUGAUGUUUGUGGGUUGACGUUCAGAAGGGAUCUGUAUAUGGCCACAAUCCAAGUAUAUCCACCCCCUUCAGGCCAAAAGCCUAAACCACUGACCAAGUUGCAAGAACGUUUAGCAAUAAAAUUUGGAGACAAUGCUUAUCCUUUCUGCUUUCAGUUCCCAGACUAUCUACCCUGCUCUAUAACCUUGCAACUGGGUCCCAAGGAAGUCGACAAGUGUUGCGGCGUGGACUUCCAGAUCAGUGCGUUCUGUGCAAAAUCUUCCCGCUUUGACGCAAAAAUCCCCAAAAGGAGUUCCGUGUCCAUGGUUAUCCGUAAGGUGCAGUUUGCUCCUGAUAAACCGAUUUUCCAGCCAGUGGCGAAAACAUGCAGACUGUUCCUCAUGUCAGACAAAUGUCUUCAGCUGGAAGCAUCACUCAACAAAGAGAUUUAUUACCAUGGUGAACCAGUUGAAGUGAGUGUUGAGGUGAUCAACCAUUCCAACAAGACAGUGAAGAAGGUCAAAGUAACAGCUGAUCAGAUUUCGACCAUGUUCCUGUAUUCACAUGACACAUACAGCCACAGAGUGGCCGAGCAGGAGGUGAUUGAACAAAUCAAUCCAGGUUCUACUCUGAAGAAGGUCUACUCACUCUAUCCCAUAGUUGCCAACAACCGUGAGAAGCAUGGCUUGGCGUUGGAUGGAAAAAUCAGAGAUAAGGACACAAAUUUAGCUUCUACUACCAUCAUAAAGGAAGGAAUACAUCGGGUUUGGGGAAUUCUUGUCUCCUAUAAAGUUCAAGUGCAGUUGUUUGUUUCUGGUGAUGCCGCUGUGGAGUUGCCUUUCUUGCUCAUGAAUCCCCCAAUAGAGGUCGCAGCUGGUGAGCACCAAAUAUAUCCUGAAUUAACAUAAAGACCAGCUGACUGAAUGACACAGGGGUCCUGAUAGAUUUAUGUUUUAUCUAAUAAGUGAGAAUAAAAAGUGGUUAGGAUCGAGAGCAAAGUGAUACAAUACAGUACUUCAUAAUAAGUUCAUGUGAUAGGAGCAGAAUUACAUCAUUUGGCCCAUCAAGUCUACUCUACCAUUCAAUCAUGGCUGAUCUAUCUCUCCUUUCUAAUCCAAUUCUCCUGCCUUCUCCUCAUAACCCCUGGCACCAUACUAAUUUAAAAUCUUUCUACCUCUGCCUUAAAAAUAUCCAUUGACUUGGUUUCCAUGGCCUUCUGUGGCAAAGAAUUCCACAGAGUCACCACCCUCUGACUAAAGAAAUUCCUCCUCAUCUUCUUCCUAAAGGAAUGUCUUUCAAUUCGGCUAUGACUUCUGGUCCUAGACUCUCCCACUAGUGGAAACAUGCUCAGUAAAGAAUGGAUAGGAGUUCAGACCACAUUACGAGUGAAUCAUUUAAAUGUGCAAAGAAGAUGGAGUUUGGGCCAUUGAAAAUCGCUGCAAUUGAACUUCUGCAAAAUAAUUUAGUCUAUGGAAUUGAAUUGGAGAGAGGUAAACUAUUACAAAUCAGCAUUGUGAAAUUAAAUUUCCGGCCAAUUAAAAUUUAUUUUAAUUCUGGUCUUGUCCUAGGUUAUGAUGUAAGAAUACAAGGAAUGGAAGUAGGAGAAGGACUACUGGCUGCUUGCACCAGUUCCACCAUUCACUGUGAGCAUCACAGCUGAUUCCUCAGCACCACUUUCCUGUAUUCACCCCAUAUCCUAUGAUCACAUGAAUAUUCAAAGUCUAUCAAUUCCUGCCCUGAACAUAUCCAGCAGCUGAGCUUCCCUAUGCGAGUAGUGAUUUCCAAAGAUUCCCCACUGGGAGACACCAUUCCUGUAUUUACCCUGUCAAGAUCCCUUAUGACUGUCAAGAGUCAAGAGUGUUUUAUUGUCAUAUGUCCUGGACGGGGCAAUGAAAUUCUUACUUGCUGCAGCACAACAGAAUAUGUGAAUAUGCAAACAUUGUACAUAAUGGAGGGAAAAAAAAGAAAAAGUUCAAUAAAUAUC